UGCAUUAUGUUGAAUAAUAAUCAGUGUAUGACAGCAGCACUAGAUAUAAUGUGUGUGUUGUGUUCAGAUCUUCAGGUGGAGUCUCCUGAGAGAGUGACAGAGGGAGAUUCAGUCCGUCUGACAUGUAAAAGCAGCUGCGCUCUGACUGACGGAGCAACAUUCAUCUGGUACAGAAACUCACAGCCAUUAACUGAGAGAAGAGACAGAAACAAUCAACUCCUGCUGCAGUCAGUCAGAAGAGAGGAUGCAGGCAGAUAUAGCUGUGCUCUACAUGGACACAUUUACAUCUCUCCUGCUGUUCAGCUCAGUGUCACGUACCCACCAAAGUGUGUCUCAGUGUCCAUCAGUCCAUCUGGUGAAAUAGUGGAGGGAGAUUCAGUGACUCUGAGCUGCAGCAGUGAUUCAAACCCAGCUGCAGAAAUCAGCUGGUUUAAAGGAGGAACGUCUAUAGGAUCUGGAAGAAUCUACAGCAUCUCAAAGAUCAGAUCUGAUCACAGUGGAGAAUACAAGUGCAUCGAUGAACAUGGAGAGAAAUACUCUGAUGCUGUGACUUUAAACGUCAUGUACCCACCCAGGAACGUCUCAGUGUCCAUCGUUCAGUCAGGUCAGUUCUGGGAAGGUGAUUCAGUGACUCUGAUCUGCAGCAGUGAUUCAAACCCACCUGCAGAAAUCAGCUGGUUUAAGGAGAAUCAAAGCUCAGCUGUUGGAUCUGGACAGAGUUUCAGUGCACUACAGAGUGGACGCUUCUACUGUGAGGCUCACAAUCAACAUGGAUCUCAGAGAUCAGAUGCUGUUACUGUCACUGUUAAAGGACAUCUUCUGAUAUUGUACAUAUCCAUUGGAGUGUUUUGUGGAGCUGCGGUUAUCACCACGAUGUUGCUGAUUUGGUCAGUAUUUGAUUGCAGGUACUUAACGUCGUUUAUAACCUUUAAUAAGAAUAAUAAAGAAAACAUUUAGUUGUCAGGAUAACUUUCUAACUAUUGAUAUUAAGAUUUUCAUCUUAGACAUAAAAUGAGAAUAAUGCUCCACAAGGUUGACCAAUAAAAUAUUAUCCCAUAGUAGAAAUGCAUCAGAGUCCAAUAUUGUUUUAAUACAACAUAUUAAUUAUAUACUAUUUCAUGUAACAUAUUCAUUGUUUUUAAUGAGAAGCAGGAUGAAAAAGAGAAAAGACACACUCAAAACUCAGAUGAAUUAUUCCAGACCUGUUCAUGACAGAUAUACAGCAGCUGAUGUGAAGUCGACUGAACGUUUGUAUGAGAAUGUAACGAUGAAACAUUCCAGACCAAAUGAUGACACCCCUGAAGCUUGUGAUGUUGAGAUGGAUGAAUAUGUUUAUGAGAAUAUAACGGUAAGUGUUCUCACUCUUGAUACCAAAUGUUUACUGACAAAAUACACACAAUAUAAUUCAGUGUUUAUGAUCAAUUAAUUAAAGUCCUUUUUUACGACCAGAAAUUUUAAGUGUAUUAGUUAUUCAUGCAUUAAUUCACUUUCUUUCUUUCAGUGUGACAGGCCGUAGUGUUUGGGACACGUGGUAAAACAUUUUACAGCUUUUUCUGUCUCCCUGUGGGUGGAGCCCUGAAUGAUUGACAGUAGUGUCUUGAUUUACAUUAAAGGGUUAGUUCACCCAAAAAUGAAAAUUACCCCAUGAUUUACUCACCCUCAAGCCA
This is a messenger RNA of Onychostoma macrolepis, 1667 nucleotides long. RefSeq names its product B-cell receptor CD22-like. The record is from RefSeq and is a predicted model, not a curated record. The transcript has 6 exons. Lineage: Eukaryota; Metazoa; Chordata; Actinopteri; Cypriniformes; Cyprinidae. Bases 7 to 957 code for a protein of 316 amino acids.